GUGAAAACCUGCACCCACACCAGCCCUUUCUGGAUAAGAUUGGACACCCCUGUCCUAGUCAAUUAUAAAAAAAAAAAUCUAAAUUUCACACCUAUUUCAAGAUUUAAGAGUCUUUAAUUGUCACUAUACUGAGUACAGCGAAAUUAAAGCAGAGUCCUUGCUUGCAGUCAUUUCUGGAAAUCGAUUGAAUAAACAUUGCCUAUUUUAAAGUAGAUUUCCAAACGAAUCAUUGAGGAAUCAAAUGAAGUAUUUGUGAUUACGGUGACAAAAUGGUACAAACAACAACAACAGUCAGACUUUAAUUUUGACAACGUGGAGACGGAAGUGAGCGUGCUACGUUCACAUCACGGAAGUGAAUUCCGAUUUUGUGUUGCUAAAUUGUGUGUAUUUAGUAUAUAUAUAUAUAUAUGUUCUUUUAAACCACACCGAUUAAACGCUGUGUUUUGUCUUGUAAUGGGUGGUUUUGGAGUGAUGGCUAAUGAGGAAUCUCUGGAUUAUUCCGUGCAUGAAGCUUGGAACGAAGCGACCAAUGUUUACCUGCUGGUUAUUUUGGUCAGUUUUGCGCUGCUGAUGUACGCGAGAAAGAAUAAGAGGAAGAUCAUGCGCAUCUUUACAAUGCCUCCUACGGUGGGAUCUAAUCCAGAGCCAAAUUUCUAUGACAGUUUGCAGAAAGUGCGGCUCAGGCAGCAGCUGGAGAUGUAUUCUCUCUCCCGAAAGUUUGACCAGCAGCACCAGCAGGGCCAGACACAGGAGAGCGUGCAGCUGUCUAUGGAGUGAACAAGACCGCUGACAGCUCGGUGUGAAGGUCACACCUGAGUAUGAAGUAGCUGUGUUUGAUGCAGUGAUGUUUAGGUGUGCAAUAUUUCACAUGCAACAUUUCCAUUUCUUUUGCCAUCCAGAAGAUUGAACAUGAAGAACACACACACACACACACACACACACACACUACUCACUGCCACCAGUAAACUGCUCACUACGAGAAAGCAUGACUAUUUUACUUGAAUGUUCUCUUCUUAGUUGUGUAAUUGUUUAAAAAUGCAGAAUGUACGAUAAAAAAAAUUAGAGAAGUACCUUGUAUAAUUGAUACAACUGAAUUAUGAGCCUUUGGUGCCACCUAGUGGCUCUUCUGUGUAUUGCAGUUUCAUGAACUAGUGAGAUUUUAUUAUUUUUCCCCCCGUUUGUACAGCUGGAUAAAUUAAAAUGAUUCGAAAUGCGGACAUAAUUCUACAAUUGAUUUUUAAAAAAUGUACAAAUAUAAAUAUUAUAUAGGUUACGUGUUGUCUUCCGUUUAACAGGUUUCCUAAAUGGUCUGUCUGCUAUUGUAUGGUUUUGGAUGUAGCUUAGCUGGUUUUCAGAAAACGUACUUAAAUUAUUUGCACUCCUCCAUACCAAUAGGGUUUACAGGAGUUAUUAUUAUUAUUAUUAUUAUUAUUAUUAUUAUUAUUAUUAUUAUUACUUUGCAUUUUGAACGGAAUUAUGAAAAACCGCGUCUGGCUUCUGUCCCCCUCUGGUGGCUGUUUCAGGUAACAGCAGGUUUUGUACAGCGCUUGUAUUAUGCACAGUAUUACAUUUAAUUCUGUUAUUAGUAGUAGUAGCAGUAGUACUAUUAGUGUUUUUGUUAUUAUUUUUGGCACUGUAAUGAAUCAUUUUUCAGUUUUUUUGGGGAGGACAUCUUUGAUUUGUAGCACGUUUAAAAAUGAGAACUGUUGCUUUUUAUUUUCUUCAGUUUUCCUCUAAAAAUAUCAUGGAUAAUUCAGAUGGUUGAAUUUAAUUUAGUUAAGACAGACACUCCCCUCAAAAAAGAAGGGAAUAAAGUAAUUAAAAACAAGAGAACAGCGUGUGAAUGUCAUCAUUUGGUUAAGGUAUUGGGCCUUAAUGAUCGGAAGGUUGUGAGUUCGAAUCCCAGAUCCACCAGGCUGCUGCUGUUGGGCCCCUGAGCAAGGCCCUUAACCCUUAAUUGCCCAGUUGUAUACAAAAGGAGAGUAAGUCACUCUGGAUAACAGCAUCUGCCCAAUACCAAGUAAAUAUUUCCUGGAUUAAAUGAUGCACUCAAACGUGAAUAUUAUCUUUUAACACCAGUAACUGUGUCAGUUUGGUUAUGGAAACUGGAAUAAAUGGGGAUUUUAUAGGCUUAUAAGUGAGUCACAGCCCAACAUCAUUUGCAACAACCAUCUACAGACUAAUGCAAUUAAUUCAUUAAGAAUGGGACCUGAAUCAUAAUGUUAAAGUUUUAAUAAACAUACAACCCAAUAUUAUUUUCGGUAAUAUUAUGUCACAGUAUCUGUUUACAGCUUGAUGUAUUCAGUAUUGAUGAGUGAAUACUCAUCAGUGCUGCUGAAUUUUAAAUUCUCAUUGGUCAGGAGGUGUUGAUUAAUUUUCUAUACCAGUGGUUCUAAUUUGACAAAAAAUUAAUUAUAGGUAUAAAUAAGUAAAAAGUAUGAGGCGUUGUUCAUGUUCUCUGUUAUUAA
Hemibagrus wyckioides is the source of this 2468-nucleotide messenger RNA. It is a transcript of the gene smim19, whose product is annotated as small integral membrane protein 19. Lineage: Eukaryota; Metazoa; Chordata; Actinopteri; Siluriformes; Bagridae. The coding region runs from base 454 to 777 and encodes 107 amino acids. The record is from RefSeq and is a predicted model, not a curated record. The transcript has 3 exons.